Molecule: messenger RNA, 751 nt
Organism: Serpula lacrymans var. lacrymans S7.9
Lineage: Eukaryota; Fungi; Basidiomycota; Agaricomycetes; Boletales; Serpulaceae
Product: family 61 glycoside hydrolase
Exons: 10
Coding region: 1-696 (231 amino acids)
Source: RefSeq, a predicted model, not a curated record
AUGAAGAGCAUUACCCUUCUUUCAAUCGCUGCGGUACUUCUGCCCUCAGUCUCAGCUCAUUACCGCUGGACAUCGCUUGUGGUAGGAUCCACCAUCACCACUGCCUACGAAUAUGUCCGCCAAAACACGAAUGACAACUCUCCUGUGACAGACGUGACUUCUACCGACCUACGCUGCAAUGUUGGUGGACUCGCAUCCGGAGCAACAACCUCAACCUAUACCGUCUCCGCUGGUUCAGUUGUGGGACUGGCUCUUGAUCAAGCCAUCUACCACCCUGGUGUCGUCAAUAUCUACAUGGCCAAAGCUCCAGCAAACGUCUCAGCAUGGGAUGGCUCUGGCGCAGUCUGGUUCAAGGUUCACGAGGUCACCGCCAUUACCAAUGGUGGCACUUCCAUCUCCUGGCCCUCGGUCGGCAUGAGCCAGGUCACAUUCACUCUGCCAGCGUCCAUUCCCGACGGACAGUACUUUGUCCGCGCUGAAGAUAUUGCCCUCCACGUCGCAGAAAGCUACGGCGGUGCCCAGUUUUAUCUCUCCUGCGCACAGAUCAACGUCCAGAACGGUGGGAAUGGAACUCCCGGACCUCUCGUCUCCAUCCCUGGUGUUUACACUGGGUACGAGCCUGGAAUCCUCAUUAAUAUCUAUAGUCCCAUCCCCGCCAACUACACUCAACCCGGUCCCGCUGUCUGGACUGGUUGAGCAGUGUUUGAGCAGUGUUUACCUAUUGAAGCUGCAACGAAACUGCAGCCAUAUU